UCUCCACAAGGUCAUGUCUGACUUUGACACGGUUCUCAAGUUCUGGGCUCCGGUAGAGGCAGACUACCACACCUAUGGAGGUCUGGUCCUGAUCCGUUUAUUCACCGACCACCCUGAAACUCAGAAGCUGUUCCCCAAAUUUGCCGGAUCCCCCCUGGCUGACCUGGUUGGGGAUUCUAGAGUCUCCAGCCACGGGGCCACCGUGUUGAAGAAACUGGGCGAGCUGUUCAAGGCUCGAGGGAGCCACUCUGCCAUCCUCAAACCUCUGACUAAAAGCCACGCCACCAAACACAAGAUAACCAUCCGUCACUUCCAGGAGAUCUCAGAGGUCAUUGCUAAGGUCCUGGAGGAGAGGGCCGGGCUGGAUGGCGCCGGGCAGCAGGCCUUGAAAAAGGUGAUGGCCGUCGUCAUUGCGGACAUUGAGGCCGACUACAAAGAGCUGGGCUUUACAGGCUGA
This is a messenger RNA of Entelurus aequoreus (snake pipefish), 457 nucleotides long. It is a transcript of the gene mb, whose product is annotated as myoglobin. Lineage: Eukaryota; Metazoa; Chordata; Actinopteri; Syngnathiformes; Syngnathidae. The transcript is spliced from 3 exons. Gene Ontology annotation, cellular component: extracellular exosome. The coding region runs from base 14 to 457 and encodes 147 amino acids. Gene Ontology annotation, molecular function: oxygen binding; heme binding. Gene Ontology annotation, biological process: oxygen transport. The record is from RefSeq and is a predicted model, not a curated record.